UUCAUGGUCGGUUUACGCAAGGUGGUUUCGAUGUCUAUCGCCCUGCUCAGACUUCCUGUGUUGAAGACUACGCCAAAUUGUCUACCGCCGACCUACCACCCUACACGAAGUCAGGGAACCCUCCCCUGUGUCCUAGCCCGCUCUCAACUACUGCUGAAGCAGCGCAUUAUGCAACAGCAGUUUGCUAACGCCAUCACACCUACUCCGAUUGUUAUUACGAAUAUCUAUGAAUAUCGAAGGACAAUGUACUACUCCUUCUGAGUAUGACUGAAUAGGUGCUGGCAACACACCCUAGCUCUCAUCGUAAUACUACCUUACUCAACUUACCA
This is a messenger RNA of Annulohypoxylon truncatum, 329 nucleotides long. RefSeq lists its product as uncharacterized. The coding region runs from base 4 to 261 and encodes 85 amino acids. The transcript has 2 exons. NCBI's taxonomy places the organism in Eukaryota, Fungi, Ascomycota, Sordariomycetes, Xylariales, Hypoxylaceae. The record is from RefSeq and is a predicted model, not a curated record.